UAUUCAAAUUCACAAUUUGGCAGCAUUGUUUCUGAACAAAGUUUUAAAAAUGUCCUCCACGUCCGGCGACAACGAUAUCAACAUAGUGCAAUUAUUGGACGAUUGUCGGGUCGCGGAUGAAACUGUUCGCGAAGAUGAGAGCGAUUCGAACGAUGCGAUCAUGUGUCUGCUGUUCAGGAACGCGAGGAUGUCCGCCGCUUACUACAGGAUCAGCGAUAAGAUUCUGUAUUUCGUGGAGGAGUUGAUCGAUUUUCAACCGCACUACUCUCACGCCUCCGCGAUCCUGCGUGAGGUGAGACCGGUCCACGUGCUGACGCUCGGAUCGCCCUGCGAUCAUUUCGUAAAGACUCUGGUGGAUAUGAUGGCCGAGCAGAAGGGGGAGGCUUCCUCCAAUACAUCGUCAUCCCCGUCGCACCGCUCCUACGACCUGAAAACGAUGCCCGACAAUCUGAGCCUGCUGCCAUCCAAAGAAUACUCGCACGUAUUGUGCGAACACCGGGUGAAGGCGCUGCACACCAGGUCGGAGGCGGAGGGACUCUCGUACGAGGAGCACCAGCUUCACCUCCAGUCGCAGUCGAUCAACUUUCAGAUGAAGCUGACGGUGCACGCGCUCGGUGCCCUCGUCAAGUUCGUGGAGAAGCAUUGGCACCAGCUGAAAGGUGACGUCGCCGGUGAUUUAGUCUUUUACCAUCUGAAACGAUCCACGAUAUCGGAUCACGUGCUGAUCGACGAGAUGACGUUCAAUGCGCUGCAAGUGUUCAGGACGUUGAACCACGACGCCAGCUUCAAGCGCGGAUCGAAUUCGACGUCGCGCGAAGGAGCGAGCCUCUUCAAACUGCUCUCCCAGCAUUGCAGAUCGAGUCUGGGAUACGUGAAGCUUAGAAAUCUGAUGGCCACACCGACGAAUAACGUGCGCGAAUUGAAGAAACGAUUGGAUUUUAUAGAUUUCGCGCGAUGUCCGUCCAGAGCAGCAUUUAUCGACGCCCUCUCCGAAGUCAUCAAGAACGUGUCGAACCUUAACUCCAUCUUUACAAAGAUUCAACACUCCAGAGGAACGAAGCGCGAUUGGAAAUUGCUCUACACGACGAUUUACAACGUGCUGUUUCUGAACGAGUUCUGCGCGACGCACAAAGAUGAGGUGGAGAUCUUCUCGGAACUGAACGAGAAGGUAUCCGCAUCGCUGUACGGCCUCGAACGGAGCAUCUACAGCACGCUGGACUUUAAGUUGCAAGCCUCGAAGAACAAUCGACCGGCGAUCAAGGCGGGCCUGGACGUCGAUUUAGAUGAGAAGAAGAUGAUCAAAGAGGAUAUCUUCAAGAGGGUCACAGUUGCUGCCAACAUCGUCGUCGAUCAGCUGCCUGCUUUUCUGAAGGAGUGCGUCGUUUGCUUCAUCCCGGACAUGGGGCACGUCGUCGCCGUCAAGAAAUGGGAUCAGAAUUGCGAUCCGCGAUCCAUGCACGAAUUCGGUUUUCAGUACAUGUUCGAAUUGAACGACAACUACCAUUACAAGAACGCCCUAUGCCAAGAAUUGGACAAGCAGUUGGGCAAUGUAAUAACCGAUAUUCUGGAGCACGAGCACAGGAUCAUCGAGAGACUGGCGGAUUUCGUGCUGCGCUUCAACAAUCACAUCCGGGAACCUCUCGAUGUCAUCGCUCUCAUAGAUUGUUUGAUAUCGAUGGCGAAGGUUUCGUUUGAGAAGGGCUACGUGCGACCGCGCUUCAACGAUUCCAACGUGAUCGAAAUCGUCGGCGGCAGACAUCCUCUGCUGGAGUUGACGGACAGCAAUUACGUGAAAAACGAUUACGCGUCCGGCGGUGCAAGCAAACCAAUGAAGAUCAUCACCGGGCCGAAUUCCAGCGGUAAAACGAUCUUCUUGAAGCAAACCGCGCUGCUCGUCUACCUGGCGCACAUCGGAUGCAAUCUGCCCGCCUCCGAUGCGAACGUCGCGAUCCUGCACAGCAUACACUCGAGGAUGCACGCAACCGAAUCGGCGCUCCUCAACCUCUCAGCCUUCGCCAUAGAUCUGACCCAGAUGGCUCGAGCGUUGCAGAACGCGAAGCGCAACUCGCUGGUGAUGAUGGACGAGUUCGGGCGUGGAACUACAGGCACCGAGGGUCUGGCUUUGCUGCUGGGAGCGCUCAGGAAGUUCCUGGGACAGGGCUCCUACUGUCCGCACGUGGUGGUCUCCACGCAUCUGGAGUGUCCGGAAGAACUGUUGGAUGGCAGUAUGAUCGAUUAUCUGACGCUGGAACACACCAGGGACCCGAACGACGACAGGAUCGUCUUCCUCUACAGAGUGAUCGAAGGAAAGGCACCCAGCUACGGACUGCAGAUCGCCUCGUCCGUCCAACUGGAUGCGGAUAUCGUGCGACGGGCUCAAGACUUUUUGCACGAUUUCGAGUCCAUCUGUCCGCAGCCGUCCGGCAUUCCCGAAGGCUACGACGAGGAAUCAUGUUCGACAUCCGACUUGUUCCUCAGAACCAUCAAAAUUCCGGACCUGAGCGACUGAGAUCUGCAUCGAAUAUUUUUCCAAUU
Messenger RNA from Nicrophorus vespilloides, 2535 nucleotides. Its product is annotated as mutS protein homolog 5-like. Lineage: Eukaryota; Metazoa; Arthropoda; Insecta; Coleoptera; Silphidae. Gene Ontology annotation, cellular component: nucleus. Gene Ontology annotation, biological process: chiasma assembly; mismatch repair. The transcript is spliced from 11 exons. Gene Ontology annotation, molecular function: mismatched DNA binding; ATP binding; ATP-dependent DNA damage sensor activity. Bases 50 to 2509 code for a protein of 819 amino acids. The record is from RefSeq and is a predicted model, not a curated record.